Suricata suricatta (meerkat) is the source of this 2831-nucleotide messenger RNA. It is a transcript of the gene IL2RA, whose product is annotated as interleukin 2 receptor subunit alpha. Gene Ontology annotation, biological process: inflammatory response. NCBI's taxonomy places the organism in Eukaryota, Metazoa, Chordata, Mammalia, Carnivora, Herpestidae. The coding region runs from base 227 to 1054 and encodes 275 amino acids. Gene Ontology annotation, molecular function: interleukin-2 binding; interleukin-2 receptor activity. The transcript is spliced from 8 exons. The record is from RefSeq and is a predicted model, not a curated record.
UUCCUGGCUCACCAAAGCAGCCUAAUACUUAUAGAGAGCAACUUCGGACUGUCAUAGAGACCAGAGGGACCACAGCAAGGAUGACACCCUGAGUGGACUGAUCCUUUCAUCCCUCACCCUCCCAGCAUGCCACCAACAAGAGGCUGACAGGAAACUUGGCCUUCUGCAGAGAAACACCUUCUCUUCACUGCCCUCAAGAAGGCAGCUGGUCCCACGUGCCAGGAAGAUGGAACCAAGCCUGCUGAUGUGGGGAAUCUUCACAUUCAUCGCGGCACCUGGCCACAUGACAGAAUUUUGCGAUGACAACCCUCCCGACCUCAAACACGCCACAUUCAAGGCCCUCACAUACAAGACGGGCACCAUGUUGAACUGUGAGUGCAGGAGGGGCUUCCGCCGGAUAAGCAACGGGUCCGCCCUCAUGCUGUGCGCAGGAAACGCGAGCCACUCUUCCUGGGAGAACAAGUGCCAGUGCAUAAGUACCUCCCCAAGGACCACAGAUGGACACAUUACUCCUAAGCCUGAAGAACAGAAGGGAAAAAAAUCCAUGGAGUUGCAGAGCCAAAUGCAGCCCAUGGACCAAGUUAACCUUCCAGGUCACUGCAGCGAGCCUCCGCCCUGGGAAUAUGAACAUCCAAGGAGAAUUUACCAUUUUGUGGUGGGGCAGACAGUUCGCUACCAGUGUGCACAGGGAUUCAGAGCCCUACAGUGGGGUCCUGCCGUGAGCAUCUGCAAAAUGAUCUGUGGGAAGACAAAGUGGACGUGGCCCCAGCUCAAGUGCAUAAGUGAAAGGAAGGAUAGCCGGUCUCCAGAUGACGAAGAGUCUCAAGCCCCCACUGAAGCUCCUCCUGGCAGCGACACCUUCUGUCCCUCAAUACCGACAAGUACUACAGAUUUCCAGAAACAUACGGAAGUAGCUAGAACCGCGGAGUCCUUCGUGUUCACGACCGAGUAUCAGAUAGCAGUGGCCGGCUGCGUCCUCCUGCUGGUCAGCGUCGUCCUUCUGAGCCUGCUCACCUGGCAGCGGAGACGGAGGAAGAGUAGAAGAACAAUCUAGAAAAGCGGGAGUGGGAAGAAGCCAAGAACAGCUCACAGACAUCGUGGAGCACAAGCAAAAUCAAAGAAGUCGAAACUCACCCAAGUCGCGGCUCCCGUGAGAGCCCUUGGGUUUGGAAAGCUCGGAAGUCAUGUGCCAGAGCACCAGGCACCUGCACCUCAUUACAAAGCCAGCUCGAUCGUGUCAAUGAGGGAACGCAACCUGCUUCCGAGCAGCAACUCCAAGGUCAUGGAGGAACAGGGAGGGACAACCAGAACUCAAGGUCUUAUUUUCAUGUCUACAUGUUCAUUAAAGCUGCAACAGCAAGGGACUCUCUCCACACCACAGACGGGAUAAAGAAAAGUGGCUUCAUGUUCGUUUCAUCCUAACCUCCCAGUUUAGAAAUCCCAAGAAAAACCCGAGCAUGGAAUGUAAAUAGACACACACAAAAUAGACACGCGCGCACACACACACACUCUCCCCACCCUAUGUAAUUGGACUCUUCAGUGAUCGAUGCAGAUGCAGAUCCCAUUCCCAGUUUCUGGUUGAUUCAUCCAUUCUCCUGGCCACAUCCCAUAAUGCACCCCGUCCGAGAACUCUGAACUGGUAACUCCGAAUCUCUUUAUCCUGGGCUCCUUUCUCUAAACCAGCCUCCUUCCACUGAGCCUUCAGUUGUGAAUUUCUAAACGGAAGCCAGGGCAGAGUGGUCUUUAGGUAACACCGACACAGGGCAGCCAAGCCCUUGGGAUCACAGAGCUUCAGUACUUAAGAGGAUUUUACUGGAGGUGAGCUGAGGAAAGACGGGCAAACUAACUCGCAGGUGAUGAGCUGUAUCCAUGAAAAAACCCUACCUGUGUAUCCCUAAUACGCCCCGUUAAGAGUUAGUUUCUGUGGGCUUGCUAUAAGUGAUUCUCUGAAUUUGGUCUGCUGAGUGUGAGGUUUAGAGACAGACGCAUAAUGUGUGAAUGUCUACAUUUCCAAAUCAGCAUCAUAAAAAUGCGGACGAGGGAUUAAAACAGUUGAUGUUUAUGGACAGAAGGAAAGAAGCAGUGGGCAGGGAGCAGGUGGCAGAUACGCUGACAGAAUGUAACGUGGGAACAGCUCAAACCGUUAGCAGAUCGGAAUCCCCUGGGGCCCUGUUGGACCACAGAAUGCCCAGUGCCCACCUCGGGGGCUCCGAGCCAGCAGGUCUGGGGUUCCAGGGGAUGCUGCUCAGGUCUGGGGACCCCAUUGGAGAACCACUGGGUUCUCCGUCUCCAUGCCCACCCGCUCUCAAAAAUCACGUGAUUAAGGAGAUUCGUGAAAAGUUAAAAACAGCCAGUUUUCAUUUCUGAAAGGCCAAAAUAGUGUUAUUUAAAAAUACGGGCAGGCAGUAGGUCCGUACCCAGACUAAAGACCCAUUUUCCGCCCUUUCUAUGACUAGUCAAGUACAAUCCAGCGUCCACAUCCGCUCCCCAUGUUCUCUGGGGAAACUCGUGGGAAUUUUCAUGGGAAAGCUCAUUUCUCUGAGUUGAGGGAAAUCUCAGACCAGAAAACAAACAAACAAAAAAAUUAGUGUUAUUUAUCUUCAGUAAAAUUGAAUUAUCAUUACUAAUUUUGGGGAGGGAGAUCUAGGAGAUCAAAUUUUUUUAUAAUUAUUAAGAUGUUAUUUACCUUUAUCAUGCUCAUCCUCUUAUAAGUGUAUGGUGGAGUUUUCCAGAAACUACAUGAUAUUUGAUGAUGCCAUUGCUCUGUUGUUAAUAUAUAAUGAACUUAUUACUAUUGUUUAUGAGAGAACUAAUAAAUAACAUUUUUUAAA